UCAAUUACCACUUUGUUACCGAACAUUAUGGGUGUCUCAGAUUACUGGUUUGUGUGUUUGAUCGGAUCCUUACCUGGACCGCCCAGUGUAAACUUUGACGGAGCCAACCUCCAACUGUACCCUAUAAAUAAAAAUAAAUGUCACUAUAUCGACCCAGUGCGAGAUAUAUCGUUCCAAUUGUUUACCAGGCACAACCCUUUGAUGCCCAGCAACCUUCGUAUUGGAGAUGACGCAGCACUGGCGCAGUCUCAUUUUAACUUCUCCGAACCAACAGUGUUCUUCUUCCACGCAUUCUUCGAAUCUUCUCAGGCUAUUCCUGCUACAUAUAUUAGAACAGCGUACACUCAACGUGGUGAUCACAAUAUAAUCCUGCUGAAUGCUCCCCGUUUGGAAGCCGGCCCGUGGUACUUGACGGCAGCUCAAAACACUCGAAUCGUCGGUCAGUAUGCGGCCCGGUUUAUCGAUUAUCUUGUGUCGAGAGGACUCUAUCUGCCCAGUCUGCAUCUGACAGGGUUAAGUCUGGGAGCACAGAUGGCGGGAGUGUGCGGCCAGAAUGUUAAAAGCGGCAGGAUUAGGAGAAUUACAGGUCUGGAUCCUGCGGGCCCUUUAUUUAAUAAAUGGCCCAAGAGCCUGAAGCUGGACGCGAGCGAUGCCGAAUUUGUAGACAUUAUUCAUUCUGACGCCGGCAUUUUCGGAUAUCCUCGUCAAAUUGGCCAUGCAGACUUUUGGCCCAACAGGGGCAUCUCUCCGCAGCCCGGAUGCAACUUUAAAGAGAUUAAGAAAAGGAACCCGGAUGCCAUAGUCGAGCUACUUUUUUGUAGUCAUUGGAGAUCCUACCAGUUCUUCGCCGAAUCUGUCGUAAAUUCGGAUGCAUUUUACGGUGCUGUCAACUGUAAUAAAUGGGAAGAGUAUGAAGAAGGAAUAUGUAACGAUCAAAAUAGUUUUACAACGCGUAUGGGACUAUACGUAGAUGAAAGGGCAAGAGGUAAUUUCUACAUAACUACUAAUCCCGAAUCACCCUACUCAAAAACAUAACCGAAGAUAAACAUAACAGAAAAUUGGUCCAGUGUUUCCUACAGAUCUAUUUAGUCGAAAAUAUUUAGAUAUAUUUAUUUAGCUAGAUCAUAUUGUAAAUAUUCUCUUAUUAUAAAUUGUAAAAUAUUUUAUUUAAUUAAUGUUAAGUAAAGAUAAUAUUGUAAGUAUAGUGUACCAAUAUUUAUA
This is a messenger RNA of Sitophilus oryzae (rice weevil), 1221 nucleotides long. RefSeq names its product pancreatic lipase-related protein 2-like. The transcript has 7 exons. Gene Ontology annotation, molecular function: lipase activity. The coding region runs from base 28 to 1035 and encodes 335 amino acids. NCBI's taxonomy places the organism in Eukaryota, Metazoa, Arthropoda, Insecta, Coleoptera, Curculionidae. The record is from RefSeq and is a predicted model, not a curated record. Gene Ontology annotation, biological process: lipid metabolic process.